UUUUGCUUGGGCCGGAAAGGGUCCCCUGGGGUUUCCUUGGCCGAGGGAAAUAAGGGCGAACAAUUGUGGAGGCGACUAAGAUAAAUUCCCCACUUUCAUUAUAGACUUGGAGUUGACUUGUCCUCAUGUGAAUGGGAGCCAGAAAACCUUGCGAAGUUCGGACCAAGCAGUAGCUUCUUCCUCGACGUGGACAUGGCACAAGAGAAAAUGGACCUAGACUUGGAGCUGCUGCCGAGUUCAGCCACCACAGACGACUCGCUGAAACGAUCCAACAGCGCCCCUUUGAUCAGUGGGCUUGGUGAUAAUUCACAGGUAUUCCAAGCUGACACGUUAACAACUAGAAGAAAUAGCACAACGCUUAUGACCCAACAAUGUCUGGUCAAUGUGAAGCCACUGAAGAAUUCUAAGUCUGGGACUGACAUGACCAGAUUUGCAUCUUUGAAAGACUACCCUGGCUGCAAAGCGGUUUUGCCACCUUCUUCCGUUCCCGUUCCUAUUCAUGCUUCCUUUGGUCGCCUUCACCAAAUCAAACAGGAAGAAGGCAUGGAUUUAGUAAAUAGAGAAGCAAUGCAUGAAUGGGAGGUACAAACUGCAAAACAGAUAAGUCAGUCUUGGGAAGAAAGCUUGAAACUGAGUGCCAGUGAUUUAGAGAAACCAUCUUCAAAGUGCAUUGGUUUAAUUCCAGUACCCCCAGCACCUUCUCCCACCAGGGGGAUUGGGAAGCAAUAUUUUUCUCCAUCGUUACAAACUUAUGUGAAUUACACCGCUCUGUCUCCAAGUCCUAGUCCCAGUCCUACGCAACAAUUUCCAAUAAGAAGAAAUCAAAGCCCCACCAACACUAUUAGACCAAGUAUCUUUGGAUCAUUAAAAAGAAAAGGUGAAAUGAUAGCUAAAGAUCCGCCUAAGAGAUUUUUCGAAAGCACGACCAACAUGCUUUCUCCCGAUACUACCCAACAGUCUGAUGUGAAUGUUUGCUUCUCAAAAUAUGAAACAGAAUUCUCGUAAGAUCCUCGAUCUUCCAAUCCACUCCUUGAAAACGAGGACUCAAAAAGAUACUUGUAUGCUGUUGUUCCUCGUGGCGUUAUUCACAACAGCCGAAAAGGUGGCGACCACCCCAGUGUUCAUCACCAGUUGAUAUGGUGUAAUUACAUCAUACCUCCAGUGGGAUGUUGUUCAGCUAUGAAAAGGAAUGAAAUUCUGGUACGUACUACAGCAUGGAUGAAACUUGAGAACACGCUGAGUGAGAUAUUUAAAAUAGAUAAGUUCAUAGAGACAGAAAGUAGAUUACAGGAUACUAGGGGCUGGGGGGAGGGGGUAAUGGGGAGUUAUUCAUAAUGGGCAUAGAGUCUCUGCUUCGGAUGAUGAAAAAGUUUUGGAAAUAGAUCAUUGGAAUGGUGUACCUUGUGAAUGUAAGUAAUGCCACAGAAUUGCAUGCUUGAAAGUGGUUGAAGUGGCAAGUUCUAUGUAAAAAACAAGAAACCUAGUAUUUGCCACAGAUCAAUUAGGCCACCAUUUCUCAGGGUGUUUUAUAAAAUAUGAAUAGGUUAAGUGUCCUGAAGAAUAAAAGAUGGUUAAGGAAGUUUAGGAAAACCCAUUAAAAUCGUUUCUUUAACAUGGUGAUAGCCCAACAAAAGAGAUAGGGUAUGAAGCGUCUUUAACUUUUUAACUUAAGUUCUUGUUUUUGAGGGCGAUCUUGUGGGAUCUAUGUUAUGUACAGCCUUUGGAAAACGUUGGGUUAAACAAAUUACAGUACGUUCCCUCCAUGGAAAUCUGUGCACCCAUUAAGAAUGAUAACAUGGUCAUAUGUCACUCGACAUGGGAAAGAUGUUUACGCUAGAUUGCCAAGAGCAAUUUUAUGGGGAUAUAUAACAGAAAAAAACUUUGUAAGGCUAUAAACGAGUAUUAGUGAGGAUGUGGAAAUAGGACCCUUGCACAUUGCUGGCUAGAAUGUAGUGACUGUGGAAAACAUUUUCGCAGUUCCUCAAAAUAGUAAACACGGAAUUGUCAGAUGAUCCAAGAAUUCCACUCCUUGAAAACCAGGAUGCAAACAGAUACAGGUAUGCUAAUAUUCCUUGCGGCAUUAUUCACGACAGCCAAAAGGUGGCAACAACGCAAGGGUCCAUCACCAGAUAUUUGGCACCAGUGGCCAUGUCGCCACAAAUGUUUUCUCCUCUGUGUUUUCAUUCUAGUCUUUAUGAGAUGGUUUCCAGACCUGUUACCAUCUUAGCCGUUGGCCUCUGAACAUUGUCCAGUUCGUCAACAUCCUUCAAGUGUGGGACCGAGAAAUGACGACCACACACCACACACCACACUUUUUUUUUUUUGCAUCUCAUUAUCAGUUCCUUAAAAAAAUGUGAUAUUAGAUUUCUCUAAUCAAAGCAAUUUCAGAAUACGUCCAGUUCGACGUGACUGUACUCUGAAUCCUGUUGUAAGAUUAUAUGGGAAUGCGAGCUGGUGCAGCCACUCUGGAAAACAGGAUGGAGGUUCCUCCAAAAACUAAAAAUAGAA
Messenger RNA from Lynx canadensis (Canada lynx), 2508 nucleotides. Its product is annotated as protein FAM122A-like. The record is from RefSeq and is a predicted model, not a curated record. Gene Ontology annotation, biological process: mitotic G2/M transition checkpoint. Bases 193 to 1005 code for a protein of 270 amino acids. NCBI's taxonomy places the organism in Eukaryota, Metazoa, Chordata, Mammalia, Carnivora, Felidae. Gene Ontology annotation, molecular function: protein serine/threonine phosphatase inhibitor activity. Gene Ontology annotation, cellular component: cytoplasm; nucleus. The transcript has 12 exons.